CAGACUGCGAGAGACGUGACGAACAGUCGCCAGCUGGUAGCCGGUCUACGUGGUUCGUGUAGUCCAAGAGUCGGAACGUGUGUGCCUUCUCUUUUAUUUCCUUAGUGCGUACACAGCCGUGCACACGCAGAGAGCGAAUCGCGCGCGAUAAGCGCGCUGCCUGCUUGUGACUCGCUGCUCAGCAGAGAGGAGAGGAAACGACACGCCACCACGAUACCACGAUGGGUAGCUGUCGCUGACGAACGCGUCAGCGUCGGACGACCGUUUCGAUUAAACGGUUCGAACCGAACGAGCUCUCUACGUCACGCUACGCUUCGAUGAGACUGUAUCUUCGGUAGGAUGUCGUCGGUGUUUUCGAAACUGAUUGACAAAACGUCUGCCAAAUACGGACUCAAGCAAGAGUACCUGGUUCAUGGCGUAGCCGGCGUCGCUGCCACGCUCUAUCUCCUCAAGCUUAGUUAUCCGUUGGUGAUUUAUGGCGUGAAACAGUACCAAAAAAGGAAGAAAGAGACCGAGAACAAUGUGCAACCAUCGAAGAAGUAUCGACAGAAGAAGAAUGCUGUCGAUAACAAGUCGAAGGAUAAUGCCGGGAAACCCAAUGUCGGUUUGGACCGGGAGUUUAUCAAACAGCUGAUCGAGUUGUUGAGGAUCAUGGUUCCCGGAUGGAAAACACGAGAAACCGGAUUACUGACCUGUGCAACUCUGACACUUCUAGCUAGAACGUUUCUAUCGGUGUACGUGGCCACUCUAGAGGGUCAGAUCGUAAAAAGGAUCGUGUUGAAAGAUGUUAAAGGGUUCACUUGGAUGCUCGCGAGAUGGUUCGCCAUCGCGUUACCCGCGACAUUCGUCAACUCGGCAAUCAGAUAUUUAGAAGGACAAUUGGCUCUUAGCUUUAGAGGACGACUAGUACAGCAUGCUUACAAAAUGUAUCUGAGUCAACAAACCUACUAUAGAGUGGCUGCACUGGACAGUAGACUUGGUGGUGCAGAACAAAGACUGACAGAUGAUUUGUCUGCACUGGCUAGUUCUGUGGCACAUCUUUAUUCAAGUUUAACCAAACCAUUGUUAGAUUGUGCAUUGGUUGGCAUUGCACUUAUCUCAUUUUCAGCUAACAUGGGAGCAGGAAGAUUGCAAGGACCACUACUGGCAAUUGUAGUAAUUAUUCUAACUGGACAAAUUCUACGUCUUGCUUCUCCUAAAUUUGGUCAAUUAGUGGCUGAUGAAGCAUCAAGACGUGGAAGAUUAAGAGAAGCACAUGCUCGUAUCAGUGCUCAUGCAGAAGAAAUUGCUUUCUAUGGAGGUCACAGUACAGAACAUCGGUAUUUGAGUACUGCUUAUAAAUCUUUGAUUUCAAACUUGAAAAGAACAUUGGCUGUUAAAUUUUGGUACGUGAUUCUGGAGCAACUGCUUAUGAAAUAUGUAUGGUCUGGCACUGGGCUUUUAGUUAUUGCCAUGCCUCUUCUCUAUACCAAAGGCAUAUCAGAAAGAAGUCAUAGAAAUGAUGAUGAUGGUGGAGUAAGUGAAAGAACCAGAUAUUUAACAACUUCUAAAAAUCUAUUAAGCUCUGGAGCAGAUGCUGUAGAAAGACUUAUGUCAUCUUACAAAGAACUAGUAGCAUUAGCAGGAUAUGCAGCCCGAGUCAGUGAGAUGUUUGAUGUAUUUAAAGAUGCUGCAUUGUGUAAAUAUAGAAGGAAUAUUGUUAACAGUUCAAUGAAAAUAGCAAAUGGUACUACUAACUAUGACUUAGACAAAAUAAUUGAAUUAAAGGAUGGCACACCAAUGAUAAAAGGAAUUAUACGUGAAAGUACAGAUGGCAGUAUAAGUUUAAUUGAUGUGCCAAUAAUUACACCAAAUUGUGAAGUUAUUGUACCUAGGUUAACUAUUCAUAUACAGCCAGGCGAUCAUAUACUAAUUACUGGUCCGAAUGGCUGCGGCAAGAGUUCCCUAUUCCGAAUAAUCUCUGGCCUAUGGCCAGUCUAUGGAGGCACCUUAAUAAGACCAGCAGAUGAUUGCAUCACUAGAGGAGGAAGACCUGCCUUAUUUUACAUCCCACAAAAACCGUAUAUGACUGUUGGUUGCUUGCGUGACCAAAUCAUAUACCCCGCAGAAUCGCAAACAGAAGAUUGCUGCGACGAAGAUCUCCUGAAAUUGUUAGAAGAAGUCGAUUUACGAGGUUUAGCGGAAAGGGAAACAGAAGGGCUCGACGCUUUCGGUGACUGGGACUCCACAUUGUCUGGUGGAGAAAAGCAAAGACUCGCGAUGACACGUCUGUUUUAUCAUAAACCGCAAUAUGCAUUGUUAGACGAAUGCACCAGUGCCGUGAGCCUCGAGGCCGAAGGAGUGAUCUACGAAACUGCCAAAAGGAAAGGCAUAACCUUGUUAACUAUCACGCAUCGCGUGGCUUCUCUCGCGAAAUACCAUAAAUUACUGUUACGCUUCGACGGAGAAGGUGGUUGGACUUUCGGUCCGUUGGACGCAGAAAGUAUAACGCAUCUAACGAGUCAAGCUUGCGAAGAAAACGACCAACAUGAAGUGAAAGGAGGCCGCUAUCAGAUGUUACACGAACUCCGUGACAUUCAUACGGAGGAUUCGAAAGUUGGAAUUAGCUGAAGAGGAGGAUGGCGG
This is a messenger RNA of Habropoda laboriosa, 2625 nucleotides long. It is a transcript of the gene ABCD, whose product is annotated as ATP-binding cassette sub-family D member 1. Gene Ontology annotation, biological process: peroxisome organization; very long-chain fatty acid catabolic process; fatty acid beta-oxidation. Gene Ontology annotation, molecular function: long-chain fatty acid transmembrane transporter activity; ABC-type transporter activity; ATP binding. The record is from RefSeq and is a predicted model, not a curated record. Gene Ontology annotation, cellular component: peroxisomal membrane. The transcript has 8 exons. The coding region runs from base 340 to 2610 and encodes 756 amino acids. NCBI's taxonomy places the organism in Eukaryota, Metazoa, Arthropoda, Insecta, Hymenoptera, Apidae.